GAGCCACCAAAAAACAGAGCUAAAGAAUGGGUGGACACAAAGGAUCCAUCAUCGCAGCCGUUGCGCUGCUGGUCGCCUGUGCCGCUCCAGCGACCGCCGAACUGAACGUGACCGCCUUGUGCCUGCUGGUCAGCAAUGGAAACUACGUGGCCAGCCUGGACUGCUCCACGUACUACCAGUGCCAGGGAUCCUCGUACACGGCCAUGUCCUGUCCUACCGGCUACUACUUCGACAAGAAUGCCCAGCAGUGCACGGGUACUGCGCCAAGCACCUGCACCAGCAGCACCAAUCCUUGUCUGGGCAAGGCGGUGGGCACCUUUGCCGCAUCCCCUUCGUCCUGCGGUGGCUACUACUAUUGCGGAGCCUCCGGCGCCGUGAGUGGCAGUUGUCCUGCCGGCGAGAACUUCAAUCCCACGACCAUGGCCUGUGUGUACAAGAACAAUUAUCCCUGCUCGGAGUCCAUUAGCGGAGACAGUGCCUCGGCCUCGUCGGUGACCCUCAACCUGUGCAAUCUGGUCAAGGAUGGCGUCUACUUCGGCAGUCCCUCGAACUGCAGUCGUUGGAACUUCUGCCAGGACAACGUCCUGCACUCGGGAACCUGCGAGGCUGGACUGGUCUUCAAUGUGCAGGCCUCCAACUGCGGCUACAAGACGGCAUCGUCCUGCUCCCAGGUGACCAACGAUCCAUCUCUGACCGGAGUGGUCACGAACCCCACCACCUGCACCUCGCCGGGAUCGAUGAUCGCGGCCACCGCUUGCAAUCAGUACUAUAUUUGCUCCUCCAGCCUCAACUACCAGCUGAUGACCUGCCCCUCGGGAUACUUCUACGACACCAUCUCUAAGGCCUGUGUGACCAGGAUGAGCGCCAGGAACAACUGCGACAGGUGUGUGGGCACCACCGCCAGCUUCGUGAACGCCUACUCGAGCAGCAACUGCUCCGACUACCUGUACUGCGUGAACGGUGUCCAGAAGGCCGUGGAGAGCUGUCCCACCAACUACUACUUCAACGAGAACCUCGGAUCCUGUGUCAACGGUGUGGAGCCCAAGUUCCUGUGCUGCAACCCCACGGGAAGCAGCGGAACUGCGACCACCGCCGCUCCAUCCACUUCGGAUGGAUCAUCUUCUAGCUCUUCGGGAUCAUCUUCCAGCGGAACCUCCACCGGAACCUCUACUGGUACUUCCACCGGAACCUCUACGGGAACGUCCACCGGAACCUCUUCGGGAACCUCCACAGGAACCUCUACGGGAACAUCCACUGAUACUUCUUCAAAAACCGAUUCCUCCACCGGAACCUCUACGGGAACCUCCACUGAUACUUCUUCAAAAACCGAUACCUCCAGUGGAACCUCUACGGGAACCUCCACUGAUACUUCUUCAAAAACCGAUACUUCCAGUGGAACCUCUACGGGAACAUCCGAUAAAACAUCUACAGGAACUUCAACUGGAACUACAAAAUAAUCGAUUAGGCUCUUUUGCACUAGAAAAUAUAUUAUAUAUAAUCCAGCAAACAAUAAAAUAAAUUACUUCG
Drosophila biarmipes is the source of this 1527-nucleotide messenger RNA. Its product is annotated as peritrophin-48. Gene Ontology annotation, molecular function: chitin binding. Gene Ontology annotation, cellular component: extracellular region. The record is from RefSeq and is a predicted model, not a curated record. The transcript is spliced from 2 exons. The coding region runs from base 27 to 1457 and encodes 476 amino acids. Lineage: Eukaryota; Metazoa; Arthropoda; Insecta; Diptera; Drosophilidae.